GGUGACCUCCGACUUGCAUGUAUGCACGCUUGCUAGCAUUAGCGGUUUUUCUUCGGAGCUACUUGACAGACAUCCAUUUUCUUUACCGCUUCUCCUCACUAGGGUCGCGGGCUGCUGGAGCCUAUCCAAGCUUCAGUUGUGAAACAUAUUUUAAUUUAGCGAUCGACAUUGUUGUGUUGUCCAUCGAUUUGAGUUGUCUUGCGCACUGCUUGACCGACGAGAUAUCUCGCAGCGGGACAGAAGAGACGUCAUGGCCGGAAUCGAGGAGCUUUCCCCGGCCGCGGGCCCGGUGGCUACCCGGCCCCCCGAGGACGAAAUUGACGACGACGAUGAUGAUCUUGAUGAAACCCUGGUGGAGAGAUUGUGGGGCCUGACAGAGAUGUUUCCUGACACAGUUCGCACAGCUGCUGAGUUCUCAGCACAGUGUUCGGUCUCACUGGCCAAGAGGUUUUACAGUUUUUCUCGCGCAGCCCUCUGGGUGGGAACGACCUCCUUCAUGAUCCUGGUGCUGCCUGUGGUGUUUGAGACGGAGCGGCUACAGCUGGAGCAGCAGCAGUUACAGCAGCAGAGACAGAUCCUGUUGGGGCCCAACACUGGAAUGUCUGGUGGGAUGCCAGGCAUGAUGCCGUCAGGCCCCGGAAAGAUGUGAAGAGAAUAUGUGGCCCACUUCAAGCCUGAAUUCUGAUGCCACUGUAAUGCUGAGCUGGUGGCCGCAAGGGGGGGACAGAGAGACCAUGAAAAAAAAAAUGCAAAGAACUGCUGUAACAACAAACAAAAAACAGGCCUGAGCUCCACACCAGUCAUGCAACCUUUAGGUCACGGCAUCACUCUUGGCUCAUCCCAUCCAAUGCUAAGAAGAUUUGUUUUCAUGUUUUACUGUCUCUCCUUACUCCAACACCACACAGAGACUGAUUUUCAGGAGUACUGCUUCAGUCUUUUCUUAAUAUAUGUAUAAAUAAGUAUAUCAUCCUGACUUAAGUGUUGUAAAGGAAAGCAGGAAAAGAAGGCUAUACAUGGAAAAAUACAGUAAGAGGUUACAGAUUGUGAGUCAGCUUUUUGUGUUCUGAAAUGGAUACAUUCUCAGAAUCAUUCCUCCACUUGUUUGUGUAGGAUAUGUUUUGAGUUCGCACUAGUCUGAGUCACGUGAUAAGUGACAUUAUUCCAUUCAAUAUUUGUUUAUAGGAAAUAAAUGUCUCUGAAGCUUCCGUGAGCAAAAUAUGGCUCCUCUGUGUCGCCUUUCUGUCACAGUUCAAUAUUGUACAGUGCUCUGUAUAUUACUGCAAGAUCAUUAUCAGCCAUCGAUUUUGUUCAAAUGUGUUGGAAAACAAAAAAAUCUGAUUUGUACAAUAGUUUGCUUUGAUGCUAUCUCCUGAUGUCUUGACCAAGGAAGCUUGUGUAGUUGUUUUGUUGGAAAGCACAACAAUACAAAAAAAGUUUACA
Molecule: messenger RNA, 1440 nt
Organism: Phyllopteryx taeniolatus (common seadragon)
Lineage: Eukaryota; Metazoa; Chordata; Actinopteri; Syngnathiformes; Syngnathidae
Gene: tomm22
Product: translocase of outer mitochondrial membrane 22 homolog (yeast)
Exons: 4
Coding region: 251-649 (132 amino acids)
Biological process (GO): intracellular protein transport
Cellular component (GO): mitochondrial outer membrane
Source: RefSeq, a predicted model, not a curated record